AUGUCCAACCUAUCACUGGCAAGUCACAAACGGAUACUCACGCGGUAUACUAACCAAUUGCAAAAAGUUCUAAUCCGAUUCAAAGACGCGCAGUUAGAAGAAAUCAGCGUCCAAAACCUGCAAGAUGACAUAACGCCCACGGCCAUUCACACAAACCUACAGCAGUUAGAGGAUGGAGUUGCAGCGUUAGAAAACAUGACCACAAAGAUUCAACACGCACUAGAUAAACUCGCUACUAUGUUCGAAAAGACACACCCAACGUUACCGAAUAUUAAAGAAGAAUUCGCACAAUACUCGAGUACUGCCGAAGAAGCUAUUGGCAAUACUUUCGAAUAUCUUGUACUCCUGCAUGCUCGGAUCCAUGGCUUCAAGACUCACGCUGAGCUUCACAACACAUCCCACAAACCCUCCACUACGAACAGUGGCAAAGAUGAAUCCACUGUCACCGCGGUCAUGAAAAAUCUGGAGCUACGCACAAUCCCAAUCCCAACAUUCAAUGGCGACAUAUGA
Messenger RNA from Angiostrongylus costaricensis, 510 nucleotides. The record is from the annotation of a GenBank genome assembly. NCBI's taxonomy places the organism in Eukaryota, Metazoa, Nematoda, Chromadorea, Rhabditida, Metastrongylidae.